GGAAACUUGAAGAAAUUAUUGAUUUGUAAGAUAUAACGCAAUUUCCACGAUGUUUUGCAUACUAUAUGUAUGCCUAAUACUGUGAGCAAGUGUCUAUUUAAAACGGUCAACAACACCCAGUGCCUUGCUGCAAACCUCCCAUGAAUACCACAGCAGAGCCUCACACAAUCCUACCAUCCAUCUACUGCAAUAAACCCCAGCCAAAUCUUCAUUAUGGGUAACGAUUUGAUUUUGAUAACCGGUGCUUCCGGUAUGAUUGGCUUUAGAACGCUUGUUGACGUUCUUGAAGCUGGCUACCAAGUCCGCGCUGCGGUACGAAACGAGGACAGCUUUGCGAAGAUUUCGUCGCUCCCAUCAGUCCAGCCGUAUCUUUCACAGCUCAGCAGUAUCAUUGUCCCUGAUAUCACCAUUCCCGGCGCAUAUGAUGAAGCUGUUCAAGGAGCAAAGUACAUCAUACAUGUCGCGUCUCCUCUGGCUGGCAACACUGCCGGAGACGACUAUGAAAGUACAAUCAUUCAACCAGCUAUCCAGGGCACUCUUGGCAUCUUACAGUCUUCUCUAAAGUCAUCAACUGUGAAGAGAAUAGUCAUCACAGCCAGUGUUGCAUCCAUUGCCAGUGGCCCACGCCCAGACCCAACAGAGCCCAUCAACGGUGAGAAUGCUGGACUGCGUUUAUUUGAUCCAGCAAUAAAACAUGCUAAUACUUUAUUAGAACACACUACUACUGUGAUCCCAACAGCCCCUUUUGCCAACCAAAUGGUAGCCUACACUUCAUCAAAAGCACUGUCACACCAAGCGACGAACACCUUCAUUGCCGACAACAAGCCCGCCUUUGAUGUAAUUAAUAUUUUACCAACCUUUGUCAUCGGGCGUGAUGAGACAGUGACCGAUGCCAAGAAUAUCGGCAAAGGCACUAACGGACUGCUUAUGCGGCCUCUGUUAGGCCUGGUUGAGGAGUACCCUCAACACAACGCUACGGUGCACGUCGACGAUGUCGCUCGAAUGCAUCUUGCUGCAUUGGACCCCAAAAUCGCAGGUGGUCAGGACUUUCUUGCCGCUGGUCCGGAUUUCGGUGUUACAAACUGGGCUGAAUCAUUGGAGUUAAUCAAGAAGCGCUAUCCCAAGGCUCACGCGGAUGGACUGUUCAACUCCAACGCCAUUGCAAAGCCAGCUCCCACUAUAACCAAGGUGGAUAGUGGAAAAGCUAGCUCAGAGCUCGGGAUCAAGUUCAAGACUAGCGAGGAGCAGGUUAUUUCUGUAGUUGAACAUUACCUAGAAUUAGUUGGUCACAAGUAGUUACUUACACAAUACAAUUACCUGCAUAC
This is a messenger RNA of [Torrubiella] hemipterigena, 1325 nucleotides long. The record is from the annotation of a GenBank genome assembly. NCBI's taxonomy places the organism in Eukaryota, Fungi, Ascomycota, Sordariomycetes, Hypocreales, Clavicipitaceae.